AUGGCCGAGGAGCGGGCGAAGAAUGCGGCUUCGGUGGAUAGCAUGGAGAACUCGGUGAAGUCACGCCAGAAAGAGAUACUAGCGAUGAAGAUUUUCCAGUCUGACAUGGACGACGCGGUCGCCGACAACAUGGCGCCCUCGGGCGACGCGCUCAUCCAUAAGCUCGGCACGCCCAGGGAUGACGCCAGCAUGCAUGCGAGGCAGAUUCCGGCUGCUCUCUCGCACGCCCUCGCCAAGUGGAGAGGGGCCGUCGACGGAUCAAGAUUGCACCCCGCAGCGAAGCGGAUCGGUGACACUGGGAGGCUGCAGGCAGGCAACUACAAGGAAACGAAGGCAAGGGCCCCCAGCGGGAGCAGACCCCCGUCGCGCGCGCGGGGCCCGAGCACCCCAGGUUCAGCCAGCGGGCCCGCGAUGAGCCCAGGGUCUAUCUACAAGGCGCACAACGCGAAGGCCCCGACUGGCACCCCGCUGAACACGAAGAUCUCGAGGCCACAUCUGAGCGACCCCAUCAGCAUCACGCCCUCGCCAGGCGGCGCCGCCGCCCCCGAAGAGAACCCCCCCGCCGAGACGGGCGACAAUAAGAAGAAGAACAAGAAGCUCGAGAUCUUCACUGUCGACUACGACCGCACGCUCCUGAUCGGGCAGAGCGGCGCGACGACCGCGGAGCGCAAGUUGGCGCCGUGGCCCGACGGCACGCGCACGGCCAAUGUGCACGGCGACGACGAGGAGACGGAG
This is a messenger RNA of Prorocentrum cordatum, 735 nucleotides long. The record is from the annotation of a GenBank genome assembly. Lineage: Eukaryota; Dinophyceae; Prorocentrales; Prorocentraceae.